GAAACAUGCCCCAACAGCAGCAGCAGCAGGGCAGAUUCACAAGUUUCCUGUGAUGAAUCAUCCUCUCUGAUCGCCGAACCAGAGAUCUUUAUAUCUCCGGAAACCUGGAAAGCCUAUGCGGAGUCUUUUGGCGAGGUAUUUCAGAGCACCUGGGGUGGGUGCAGUCUGGAGCUGGUGCAACAGCCCGAGCUACAACAUCGUGCUAGAUACCUGACCGAGGGCAGUCGCGGCCCCAUCAAGAACCGCACAAACGAUGGUCAUCCCCGAAUUAAGCUGCGUGGUUGGAAUGGUCCAGCCCUACUCCAGGUGUUUGUCGCUAACGACUCAGGCGAGCCAAAACUCAACAUGUUCUAUCAGGUCUGUCUGGUGGCUACGAAGAGUAAUCGCGGUUGUACGGAGAAGACCAUCGGACACACGACCGUAGUGCAGGUGCCCUUCCAUCCAGACACCGGAGAGGACCGGACCUUGGAUGUGGACUGUGUGGGAUUGGUAAAAAUGCGGAACUCCGACGUCGAACGGCGGCUGUCGAUGAUGAUGAGUGAGGGAUCCGAGAAUGCUAGCUCCCAUCGUGCUGACGCAAACUCCGAGGACGCUGACAUGAAAGAGGUACCGACGCAGCACAGUCCGACGGUGAGGAGUGUGGGCACUGCGGAUGGAGUCAACGAGAAUAAUCGCAAAUCUGUGAAGCCAAAGUCCAGCAGUGCUCGCCUCGUCUAUCGUGUUCUCUUACUCUCGCCACAAAAAUUAGAGGGUGUCUAA
Messenger RNA from Dibothriocephalus latus, 759 nucleotides. Lineage: Eukaryota; Metazoa; Platyhelminthes; Cestoda; Diphyllobothriidea; Diphyllobothriidae. The record is from the annotation of a GenBank genome assembly.